CUCUAUAAAACCCCUCACCUCUUUUGCUCUCGCUCCUCCUCUAUAAAACCCCUACACCUUUCGACUCCGAUCUUCGUCGGCCAUUAGCAGUAGCAAGCAAAAUACCAGCAUCAUCAAGGAGGAGCCAGUGGACAAAGAAACACACACACAGGGAGAGAGAUCGAUCAUGGAGAGAUCUCCUCGUCCUCGGACAUCUCCUCCUCCUCAGACAUCUCCGUCGUCUCCUUCCUCGUCGUCGUCCAAUUCCUCCUCGUCGAUCUCCAAUCCUCCCCGCAAGAGGGCGAGGACCCAGAAGAGCCAGAGCAAGGCCAAGAGGCCCAGGAAGGAGGCGAGCGGGCAGACCAAGGAGGAGGACUCUGCUGAUCCUCCCAAUGCCACCACCGGGAAGAGGAGCUCCAUCUACAGGGGAGUCACCAGGCACAGGUGGACAGGCAGGUUCGAGGCCCAUCUCUGGGACAAGCAUUGCCUCACCUCGCUCCAGAACAAGAAGAAAGGCAGGCAAGUCUAUUUGGGGGCUUAUGAUACUGAGGAGGCAGCUGCUCGUGCGUAUGACCUUGCAGCCAUCAAGUAUUGGGGUCCUGAAACAGUGCUGAAUUUCCCUGUGGACGAUUACGCGAGUGAGAGGUCGGAGAUGGAGGGGGUAUCGCGGGAGGAGUACCUGGCCACCCUCCGCCGCCGGAGCAGUGGCUUCUCUAGGGGCGUCUCCAAGUACAGAGGGGUCGCCAGGCAUCACCACAAUGGAAGGUGGGAGGCUCGGAUUGGGCGAGUCUUUGGAAACAAGUACCUGUACUUGGGAACAUUCGAUACCCAAGAGGAGGCGGCUAAGGCCUAUGAUCUAGCAGCCAUUGAAUACCGAGGUGCCAAUGCUGUAACCAACUUCGACAUUACCUGCUACCUGGACCACCCGCUGUUACAAGCACAGCUCCAACAGGAGCCACAGGUGGUGGCAGCACCGAACGAAGAAGCUCAACCUGACCGGAGUGAAAAUAUGGACCAAGAGCAAUCUUCAAGUGAAGCGAAGACGCCUGACGAGAUUGCAAAGCCCCUCGCAGUCAACGACGUCAUCGAAGAGAGCUUAUGGAGCCCUUGCCUGGAUUAUGAACUGGAUACCAUGUCCAGAGCUAACUUCAGCAGCUCCAUCAAUCUGAGCGAGUGGUUCAACGACACAGCCUUUGAGAGCAACAUUGGGUGCCUGUUCGAAGGGUGUUCUGCAGUUGAUGAAGGCGGCAAGGAUGGUGCAGGCCUCGCAGAAUUCAGUUUCUUUGAAGAAGGUGAUGAUAAGCUGAAGGAUGUUUUAGACCUGGAAGAGGGAAUACAUCCUCCAACAAUGAUCAGUGUGUGCAAUUGAUUCGCCUUGUGCUUGAGUGUCUGUGAUAUCCGAGUAGGUUUUCACUUUUCAGGUGUCCAGUCUUGGGUAUACUUAAUUGUCUAAUGCCAUAAUGCAAAUGCUGCAAAGAAGCUGAACUUCUUGUAGACUGGCUUGGCAAAGUGGGAGAUUCUUUGAUAGAGCCCCACGGGCCACAGCAUUCAACUUGGCAUUAGACAAGUGUGUUACUAUCCCUUAAUUCUUUGAAUUUCCUCCAGAGUGGUUCACUAACCUCAAGAGAUUGUCUCACUUAGAAUAGAUUCAACUAAUCGCAUUCUGAUUAGUCUGAAGUGGAUUUAAUGGUUGUGUAGUAUUACAGUUUUACAAGGAUGUAAUCCUAAUAGCUCCAGAUUAAAAUUCUGGCAGUUGAACUUGAUUGAUCUGGUGAGUUCGUUUAUGAAUGCAGAAGGAACAUAGCUUUUUUUUUUU
This is a messenger RNA of Phragmites australis (common reed), 1795 nucleotides long. Its product is annotated as AP2-like ethylene-responsive transcription factor At1g79700. NCBI's taxonomy places the organism in Eukaryota, Viridiplantae, Streptophyta, Magnoliopsida, Poales, Poaceae. Bases 167 to 1348 code for a protein of 393 amino acids. Gene Ontology annotation, molecular function: DNA binding; DNA-binding transcription factor activity. The record is from RefSeq and is a predicted model, not a curated record. The transcript is spliced from 7 exons. Gene Ontology annotation, biological process: regulation of DNA-templated transcription.